Messenger RNA from Enterobius vermicularis (human pinworm), 3450 nucleotides. NCBI's taxonomy places the organism in Eukaryota, Metazoa, Nematoda, Chromadorea, Rhabditida, Oxyuridae. The record is from the annotation of a GenBank genome assembly.
AUGAGCGCUGAAGAUGCUUCAAAAGCCUGGGAUGCCAAGGUUCGUUUACACAAGUGUGGUGAAGCUGCACGAGCAAUACCGACGCAGCGUCGAUGCCGUAUAACAGUGGACCGGAAAAAAAAGGAACUUAGUCUUGCUUUUGAAACUUCAAAAAGCCUGAAUAAGCACUUCCCGUUAUCGUCUAUUACAAAGUUCCCUAAAGUUCUCCCAAAGCAGAAGAGUUUAAGUUUGGCUGUCCGAGUAAAUCGUAACGAUGAUUAUGAAAUAUUUUGCGAGUUCGAUAGUGUCAACUCCUUGUUCGAGUUUUUCCCGUACAUGACCGAUUCUCUUCCUAAGCCGAGAGCAACAUUUAGUUCAGAUGUAGUUAGGAUGCGGGGCUUGAUCCAUAGUCGAUCAGACGUAACGACCUCGGGCUCCGCCGGGCUUUUGGCACGUAAGGAGAAAACUUUGAGUGAAAAGUCAAAAGAAGUCAGUGAUGGGUGGAGUCGCGUAUCUCUGAUGGAGAAUGCGUUACGUACAGUACCACGUCAUAGUCCUCUAACUUCGAUUCUUACAUCUGGUUCGUUAUCUGCUGGAGCACGUUUACAGGCAGAGUCUAUCCGUGAAAAUGCUCAAAGUAGUUCACCAAAACUUGUCAGAAGCUCAGGAGAUGACAGUGAAAAUAUAUCUCCGUCCACUCCAGUCACAAGCAGAUAUUCUUCUGGGAAACCUUCUUCCACCUCCAACGAAUAUGCACAGCAAGUUGGAAGUAAGUUGAAAAGAACAGCUCGUUCUUUGCUCAAAGAAAUCUCUCUGCAAGAAGAUACAAAUGACUCUCGGGGAACUUCAACACAAAACUUGGGUAGCAUUAGACGGCGCAUACAAGGAAUGGACGAUACUCUUUUAUGUCAGUCCCCAUCAAAGACAAGGGUGGCAACACAAGCUGUUUCUCUUGGAGAAGAAGUUCAAGUCAUUCGUGGGGGGUUUGCAAAUUUGGGAAACACGUGUUAUAUGAAUGCAAUUUUGCAAGCAAUUUGUGGUGUCGACGAGUUUUCAAAAGAAUUGUAUCGUGUCUCUCAGCAAAUACGGAGCAUCGAGCUUUCGGAAGCUGAAGAUGCUGUUAUGAUGUCAGCACUUUCGGAUUUAACAAGCAGAAGAUUGAAGGCCUCUCAUGAAGAGAAGCGAAGGUUACUUCACAAUGUUAAAGGUGCAGUUAAAUCCGACGCAGUAAGGUUCUCGGGAUAUCAUCAGGAGGAUGCUCAGGAGUUUUUGUCACAAGUGCUAGACCAGGUGAAAGAUGAAUCGGACUUUGUUUUGAAGAAGAUUGCGGAGUUAGAUCGGAAUUUGAUUACCAUUUCAAACCCAGUUACUUCCAACUUCUCUUUCACAUUGCGUCAUGAAAUAAAAUGUGAAAACUGUGGGAAUGUUGCGAAACGGUCUGAGGAUGCUAACGAUCUUCCGAUGCACCUUCCUACAGAUGAAGAUAAUAGAUGGAGUUCGGCAAAUGAGCCUUACUGUUCUGUGCAAACACUUCUUGAUGACUGUCUGAAGACGGAAAAAGUUGAUUGUCGGUGCGAAAAAUGUGGUUCCAGCACUUCGGAGGUCUCUCACAAAUUUGAAAAGCUUCCAAGGUGCAUCAUUGUUUAUUUCAAGCGAUACAGUUAUGACGCAGUCGUUGCCCAAGGCUCGAAGAGGAGAGAUGAAGUGGAAAUUCCUUUAUUUUUGACUUUACAUGAUCAUUGCGUAGAAGAUAUAUUGCGCUACUCGGCCCCUUCACCAAGCAUUAAGUAUACUUAUUCUGCUUUUGCAAAACUUGACGCCACAAGGAAAAUUAGUUUUUCGCAGUCUGGUGCUCUAGAUGAGGAAGAAUUAACGUCUCCUUCCAAAAAGGCAUUGGCUAAAAGAAGAUUAGUUCCAGCAAGCGUGAGUGAGAGGCUAGUGGUAGAUGAACAAGCUUCAUCAUGUGGCCGGUUAAGCGAGACUUCAACACGCAGCUUCAGUGGCAAACGACCAAUUAGGCAAAGUCAGAAAAAUCACGAAGAAGUGGUUGGAUGCGACCAUCUGGAAAAGUGCAGAACGUACACUUCUGAUGAACUUCAUCUCAUGUCCGAAGAAGAUCAGAUACGCUUGGCUGUAGAAAAAAGUAUGUUUGAAAGGACUUCAUUUAACUGGACUAACGAAAAUUGGGACGAUUGUCCUUCUCAGUGUAAGGUACCAAAAAUAGCAGACGACUUUGGAAAUUUUGAGGUCGCUUCAUCUUCAAAGCAGAGUGCAAGUGACGAUUAUCUGUUACAUUUUGAUGGGGAUCCAUUAGUUUUAUUUGAAAAAGAUUUGGCUGAACGUCAAAAAAGUUGGUAUUUUGUUGCCGAAAACGAGGAUCAGAAGGUCGUUUCAAAUAAAGAUGCUGAAUGGAGCGAAGCAAAUCUACAGACUUUGCUAAAUAGUACUGCCUGUGACUCAUCAACUAUAGGACUUGAUUUAAAGGUGGUUGAUACUCCACGGAAUGCUGAUCAAGAGUCAUUAGCUAGUACUUCGUCGCUUUUUUUGGUUGAUAGCGGAAAGGAGAAGAGCAACUUUCGCACAUUUUCUUACAGACCUGUCGGCCGCGAAUGGAGAAAAGAUGUUUGCCAAAGGCUAGGGUUGCGUAUCUAUUCGGGAACAGAGAGUGUUUACAAGGAUGAGCCACUUCAUCGAAUAAUUAAUGUUCAUGAUGCUCCCAAACGUUGUGCUGAUGUGAAGUCAGAUGGCAAUUGCUUGUUCCGUGCUUUAGCAUUUAGCAUUACUGGUGGCGAAGAAGAUCAGCACGCUGAAAUUAGGCGGAAGGUGGUUGACUUUGAGAGGAAAUUCUGCAAUAUCUUUCAAACAUUGGGAGGCUUAACGGAUAAAAAGUGGGAAGAUCACGUUAAAGAAGUUUCCAAAGAGGGUUCCUGGGGCACAGAUAUCGAGUUAGUUUCGUGUGCCACAAUGCUUGGAAUUGAAAUAUGGACAUACUUGGGAGAUUCGUGGAUUUAAAUAUCUUCUAAAAAUUAUUGUUUUGGAGAGACAUGUGGAAUCCACUUGUCUAACCAAUUUCUUCAUUUUAAUCCAGUGCUAGAAAUUUCGGGUGAGGACUCUCUGUCUGCCCGGCCUCAGAAGCAAAAGUUGUCGGUAAACGCAAACUACGAUAAAGGUGGUAUGGGACCUUCCUAUCGGCUUUUGUCUAUAGUGAGCCACAUCGGUGGGACUAGUAAUUUCGGCCAUUAUGUCUGUGACGUAUGGAGUCGUUGCGGCGAAAGGUGGUUACAUUGUGACGAUGACACCAUUUGUGAAGUUACUGAGGGGACUAGAUUUGGUAGCGAGAGAUCUAGUCGGUUAGACAUCUGUGUGGUUCUUGUUACUGAUUUUUCAACGUUGCGUCGAGUACUCACUGCAACAGUCCUAAUAUCUUCCAUAUCUUGUGGUAUUUAUACUGAUGGCCACAGAGGAGUUUGA